Messenger RNA from Cadophora gregata, 4163 nucleotides. It is a transcript of the gene SFB3, whose product is annotated as COPII coat Sec23p-Sfb3p heterodimer component, variant 2. NCBI's taxonomy places the organism in Eukaryota, Fungi, Ascomycota, Leotiomycetes, Helotiales, Ploettnerulaceae. The transcript is spliced from 4 exons. The record is from RefSeq and is a predicted model, not a curated record. The coding region runs from base 190 to 3189 and encodes 999 amino acids. Gene Ontology annotation, biological process: COPII-coated vesicle cargo loading; intracellular protein transport; endoplasmic reticulum to Golgi vesicle-mediated transport. Gene Ontology annotation, molecular function: SNARE binding; zinc ion binding. Gene Ontology annotation, cellular component: endoplasmic reticulum exit site; COPII vesicle coat.
CUCAAGCACUCUCAGGUUGCGCACAAGUUGACACGACACAUAAUUAAUUUUCAAAUCAAGAGAGUAUGCCGAUAAUAAAUACUUGAUUCUGUUCCAAAUCUGCGACCCCGCUCGAACGCCUCGAAGAGCUACAAGCUCCGGGCUACCCUCCUCAUUCUCGAUUUACUUCCUUUGACGCCAGUAUUCAGAAUGUCUGCCGAAUACCUCUACCGCGGUCAGGGAGGGCUCAAUGAUGAUCCAAACAACCCAAAUCGAGCUGGACAACCUGCGAAUCAGUUCCAGCCUCCUAUUGCCCCUUCACCGUACCAGCAGCCAGGUACGGGAUACAACAAUGCGGCGCCAAAUCAACAGUACAACAGUCCGCAAAUGGGACAACCAUCACCAUAUGGAGCUCAGCAAGGGCAGGGGUACUUUCCAGACACAGGCGUACAGACACAAGAUGGAGGUCUGGCAUCGCAGAUGGGGGGUUUGGGACUUGGAGAAAUUAGUUCCCAUGGCAGGAAGAAGAAGAAGGAUAGACAUGCCCAUCAUAUCGUGGAACCUUCCGGAUCGUCCGCAGCUUUCAAUGGCACGCCCCAAGGAGACUUUCCUCCCCCAGCAUACUUAAAUUCAGAUCCAUCAGCAAUGCCUGUCCCACAGGCAGGGCCAUAUUCGAACACACCAGUUACACCUCAGAUGUCACAAUUCCCUGCUCCUGCCAAUGGACCGUUCAACCCUGCGAACCUCGCAACUCCAGCAGAAUUUGCAUCUCGCAAUGGUGCAGCUGACCCUGGAUUCUCUGCGAAUAUGCAAGCUUCUGCGCAAGGUCGAGUUGACCCAGAUCAAAUCCCAAGUGUCCCAAGGUCCAGAGAUGCCAUAGCACAAUACUAUCUGAACAAUGUGUACCCAACCUUCGAGCACCAUAUCCCUCCUCCCGCAUCGGUAUCAUUUGUUGCCUUCGAUCAGGGAAACGCUUCUCCCAAAUUUACUCGUCUCACAAUGAACAGUAUCCCCUCAGCAUCAGAUGCUCUUCAAUCGACUGGUCUCCCACUUGGUCUACUUUUACAACCACUUGCACCCUUACAACCAGGCGAGCUUGAGAUACCUGUCCUGGAUUUCGGAGAAAUUGGGCCACCGAGAUGUCACAGAUGCAGGGCAUAUAUCAAUGCUUUCAUGGUAUUCCGAUCUGGAGGAAACAAGUUUGUUUGCAAUAUGUGCAAUUACGCGAAUGAUGUUCCGCCAGAAUAUUUCUCGGCAACCACACCUCAAGGGGCUCGCCUAGACAGAGAGCAACGCCCAGAGUUGAUGAGAGGCACUGUUGAAUUCUUGGUGCCCAAGGAAUAUUGGUCGAAGGAGCCUGUUGGGUUGAGGUGGCUCUUCCUAAUCGAUGUUGGUCAAGAAUCUUUUAACAAAGGCUUCUUGGAGGCAUUUUGCCAGGGCAUCAUGGCGGCGCUGUACGGGAAUGAUCAGGGUGGAGAAGGCGAGCCUCAGAGGCGUAUUCCAGAAGGCGCCAAAGUUGGCUUCGUCACUUUUGACAAGGAUAUCCACUUUUACAAUAUGAAUCCGGCUCUGGAUCAAGCUCAGAUGUUGAUCAUGCCUGACAUUGAGGACCCAUUUGUACCUCUUGAGGAGGGACUGUUUGUUGAUCCCUACGAAGCGAAGACGAAUAUCAGCUCGUUAUUGAGUAAUUUACCUGCCUUAUUUUCUCAAAUAAAGAAUCCCGAACCGGCUCUUCUUCCAACCUUAAACGCAGCCUUGGCCGCGCUGGAGAAGACCGGCGGAAAGAUUGUCUGCUCCCUUGCCGCCCUGCCAACGUGGGGCCCAGGUCGACUUUUCCUUCGGGAUGACGGUAAACAACAUGGUGGGGACGCUGAAAAGAAGCUUCUCAACACGGAACAUCCAGGUUGGCGGAAGACUGCUGAGAAGAUGGUGGCCGCUGGCGUGGGCGCAGACUUCUUUAUGGCUGCUCCUGGCGGCGGAUACCUUGACAUUGCAACUAUUGGUCAUGUGUCAGCCUCAACUGGUGGCGAGACAUUCUACUACCCUAAUUUUGUGUCGCCUCGUGACACAGAAAAGCUUUCACAGGAAAUCAUACACACCGUAACACGAGAGACUGGCUAUCAAGCGCUGAUGAAGGUCCGAUGCUCUAACGGUUUGCAAGUUUCUGCUUAUCACGGGAACUUUAUCCAGCAUACCUUUGGUGGUGAUGUUGAGUUUGGAGUUGUUGAUUCUGACAAGGCAAUGGGAGUAAUGUUCAGCUAUGAUGGCAAGCUGGAUUCCAAGCUCGAUGCGCACUUCCAAAGCGCACUAUUAUACACCACAGCGAGUGGCGAGCGAAGAGUUAGAUGCUCAAACGUCAUUGCCAGUGUCAGUGAUAACGCAAAGGACUGCAUGAAAUUUGUAGAUCAAGACGCUGUUUACACGCUGAUGGCAAAGGAAGCUGCCACUAAGAUGACAACGAAUUCUCUCAAGGAUAUCCGAGGUGCUUUGACCGAGAAGAACGUCAAUAUUCUUGCUGGAUACCGCAAGAACUUUUCCGGUUCCCAUCCCCCAGGUCAGCUCGUUUUGCCAGAAAACCUAAAGGAAUUCAGCAUGUAUGUGCUUGGUCUUAUUAAGUCAAGAGCAUUCAAAGGCGGACAAGAGCCUACCGAUCGACGGGUUCACGACAUGCGGAUGAUCAAGUCGAUGGGUGCUCUGGAACUCUCACUUUACCUCUACCCGCGAAUGAUUCCAAUCCACAACCUCACACCUGAGGACGGCUUUCCCAACCCAGAAGGUCAUCUCCACAUGCCACCGUCGAUAAGGUGUUCGUUCUCUCGCGUGGAAGAAGGCGGAGUCUAUCUCGUCGACAACGGACAGAACUGCUACUUGUGGAUGCAUGCACAAACUUCGCCCAACCUACUCAUCGAUCUCUUCGGCGAAGGCAAAGACAGUCUGAAGGCGCUGGACCCAUACAGCUCUUCCCUCCCAGUGCUGGAAACACAUCUCAGUGCCCAAGUACGGAACAUCCUUGAGUAUCUGAAGACUAUGCGAGGAUCGAAGGCUCUUACAAUCCAACUUGCGAGACAAGGCUUGGAUGGUGCGGAAUACGAGUUUGCGAGAUUAUUGGUCGAGGAUCGGAAUAACGAGGCGCAGAGUUAUGUAGAUUGGUUGGUGCAUAUUCAUCGGCAUGUACAGCUGGAGGUAAGUUCGCUCAUUUUAUCGGGGUAAAUCGUUUGCUAACGUAUGUAGUUGACGGGACAAAGGAAGAAGGAUGAUAGCGGCGAUAACUCGAUAGCAUCUAACUUUGCUGGACUACGGCCUCCCUAUUGGUGAAAAGGGUGAGGCUCGGAGGAGCGGGAAGCGUUACGAUUUGGCAUGGGUGUCUUGAGUACAUUUAGCGAGCAUAGAAAAGUACAUUCUUGAAAGGCUGUUUUUGCUGAAGCUCGAAGCAGGAGGCAUGUGAAGAUAUCCAAAUGAUACACCUCAAUUCAAAAUCUAUUUUACGCGGCCAAUGUUGAUAGCACAUUCCCGGGACUCGAGUCGCGGCUUGAGAAUAGCAUUUCAACGUGAGUCCUAGGCAAUAUCAAGACUAUCAGGGCCAGCAACAUAUCCUGGCAGUAUCACUAACUGAAGCUUGGGAAUCAUGGAUCAAACUCCUAAUCCACAUAUUAGCAUGGUACGAAGCCCAAGUUCUCGUCGGUUCACAGAUCCUUCCAAUACCCUUUUACAGAGACAAAGACAAAGACGGAGACAAAGACAGCCCAACAUAGACAAAUUUCUCCUAAAUAAGGCCAAAACGUCCAUAUCUAAAACCUACCAAACAUUUAAACUCACAAUUCAAAAUGGAAUCCACUAUCCCUCGAACAAACACCUCUUCCCCUCCUCCUACCCUUCCUUCUCCUCCUCCCCACCGCCACAGCUGCGCUUGCACCAUCCCGAAAUUCUGCACCUGCACCUGCCGAACUUGCAUCAACAACGGCAACCGCGAUCUCCGUCCCUUUGAGCACAUCCACUGGACCGACUUCUGCCUGUGCGCCAACGAGAUCCAUUCUGAGAACGGAGAUGAUUGUACAUGUGAGGGGAAGACAGCGCCGCUGGCUCGUGCAGCGAGGAUUGUGGUGAGGGAUUGUUGUAGAGAGGCAUUUGGAGAGGAGAAAGAGGGGGAGGUGAGGAAGUUAGAGAUGUGUGGAUGUAUGGCGUGG